CAAACCCUGCCCAAGCCUAAUACCCGACUAUUCCACUCAAGCAAACCUGCGACCUUCUUGUGCGAACUGGCGGAAAUUUGGAAACUGCGAAGCACGAAGGGAGUAGCGGAGCUGCGGCGGAGACACGAACCCCAGCCGACCUGCGGCCACCAGCUGCGCCACCUCCCGCCGUCCACGCUCCAGGGCCCUGCGUCAUCCGUCUUCCCUCUCCUGCUCUCCGAGAUACCGAGUCCGACUCUCUCCUCUGCGGCUGUCUCCAGCUCCAGGUGCUGAGAUUUGGUUUCCCCCCUCAAUCUGGUGUGGUAUUGCACUGUAGAGAGUAUGAGAAAUACAAUGAAAAAUAGAGGGAAGCUUAGCAUUUAUUGGUCAAUUUCAAAGACUUCAAGGAAUUUUUCUAGCACCACAUUUUUUUCUUACAAGGUGGUGAACAAGAGCUUCAGGAUAUGGAAUUGGUGCAUGUCGCUGGUGAAACAGUGCACAAACAUGCUCCAAUUCAAAGUCAUUCACGCCAUAUUCAUCACCAAUGGUCUCCACCACAACACCUACGCCGUCAGCAAACUCUUGGAGUUCUGUGCACUCUCUGGUUCCGGUGACCUCUCGUAUGCCUCUCAACUCUUUGCCCAAGUUCAAUCACCCAACAUCUUCAUCUACAACACACUCAUUAGGGCAUACUCUAGCAGCUCCAAACCUCAUUUCGCCAUGCAUUACUUCACUACUUUGCUACAUGACAAUGAAACUCUCUUGCCUGAUAAUUAUACCUUUCCUUUUGUUCUCAUUGCGUGCGCAAAUGGGCUUCUUUUGUCUGAAGGCAAGAAAACACAUUGUUUGAUAGUCAAGAAUUCCAUGUCAUUCUCUGAUUUUCAUGUGCAGACCGCGUUGAUCAGGUUUUAUGCUGGUUGCAAAGUGUUGGAUGAUGCACAUAGAGUGUUUAAUGAAAUUCCGAUUAUAGAUGUUGUUCAAGCCAAUGUUCUUAUGAGUGGGUAUGUACGAAAUGGUUUGGCCUCAGAGGCGCUCAGCGUAUUUCAAAGCAUGUCUGCACGUGGAAUUGAGCCUGAUGAGUUUUGUGUGACUUCUGGCCUUGCUGCAUGUUCCCAUUUAGGGGCUAUUGAGAAAGGGGAAUGGAUCCAUCGGUAUGUCAAGAAUAAGAAGUGGUUGGAGUCUGAUGUGUUUCUCGGAACUACACUUGUUGAUAUGUAUGCCAAGUGUGGGUGCAUCAACACGGCUGUAGAAGUGUUCGAGGCCAUGCCUAAAAGGACUACACAUUCAUGGGCAGCAAUGAUUAGAGGGUUUGGGGUACAUGGCUUUCCCGAGAAAGCGAUUGAUUGUCUUGAUAGAAUGCAAAAGGAAGAUGGGCUUUGGCCCGAUAGUGUUGUCCUUCUGGGUGUCUUAGCAGCUUGCACACAUUCAGGACUAGAAAAAGAAGGCCAGCUUUUGUUAGGUAACAUGGAAUCCCUAUAUGGCGUUAUUCCUCAACAUGAGCAUUUCAGUUGUGUGGUGGACUUGCUCUGUAGGGCAGGCAAACUUUACGAGGCCAUUAACCUUAUCCGGAUGAUGCCUAUGAAACCUCUUGCCUCUGUUUGGGGAGCGAUUUUGAGUGGUUGCCGAAUUCAUAAUAAUAAUGUUACCCUUGCGGAGCUGGCUGUGAAGGAGCUAUUACUGUUAGAAGAAGGGAAUGGUGCUGAAGAAGACAGCGCUUAUGUUCAGUUAUCCAACAUAUAUCUCGCUGCACAUCAAUCGGACGCUGCCCGUAAGAUCAGAAGGAUGAUUGGUGAUAAAGGUCUCAAGAAAGCACCAGGAACCAGUGCGAUUGAGGUAGCUGGGGAAGUUAAUGAAUUUGUUUCAGGAGAUGUGUCACAUCCAUGUUUAUCUCAGAUCCAUUCAGUGCUUGAUUUGAUGUCUCCGAGGAAACAUUCAAUAGAUGAGAUCAGGGUCAAUGAAUGGUGACCUUCUCACAAAACUACAUCUCUAUUGCCUGCAAUAGCCAGUGAACAUGUUGAAUGCAUCUGCAAUGUGUGGGGUAACAGUCCAUUCAAGCUGAAGCAAUGACCUGGUCCCUAGCAAUCAGCUAGCAUUGGAAUGGUGACAUAAAAGGCAUUGGAUUCUGAUUCAAGAAAGGUUAAGAUAGUCACUCAUCGUACAUAUCCAUUUGGAAACCUUGUAAGGGCUAAAAGUAGAGGAAAUCGAGAACCAGGGGUAAGCAAGUACAAUGUUGUCAUAACAUUGACGAGGAUGUCUGAUCCUGCACAAAUGACAAAAACACACUAUGUUGAUCUGAUAGUUUGCUAUGGAUGAAGAUAACCUGAUUCUAUUUCAUGAAAAGAUAGAUAGAGGAUAUGUAUCCCCUCAAUUUGUCACCAUUUCUGAGAAGCUGAUUGUCGAGUUUGAAAAUGCCAGGGUUUUUGUUACGGAUCAAAAGAUAUCUGCAAUCAAAGACAUUAUUCCAUUUCUGGAAAAAACAACACAAUUAAAAGCUCCACUUCUCAUUAUUGCCGAAGAUGUUAGUGGGGAAGCCUUGGCAACUUUAGUUGUCAACAAGCUGAGAGGCAUUCUUAACGUUGCUGCUAUUAAAGCACCUGGGUUUGGAGAUAGAAGAAAGGCACUUCUGCAAGAAAUUGCCAUUGUAACAGGUGGAUAGCUAACCAGAUUGGGUUGGAUGUCGGGUCCGGUUUCUUGGUUGACCUGCCUGUCCGGUCCGGUUCUUGUAACAUUGUUUAAACUUUAAUACAUAUCACUUUUUAAGAAUAAACUUUAUAUCUGAUUAGAUAUCUGAUUAGAUAAACUUUAGAUAUUAUUUUUUUAUUUUCCAUCAUUUGCAAUGGAGCCAAACUAUGAAGCACGGAAACUCUACGUAACUCACGUUUCCCCGUUUCGGAAACUCGAAAGCGUGUCGGAAACUCGGAAACAUCAAAUUCCCGUUUCGGGGCCGUUUCCGCAAUUAAGAAGAAUUGGGAAACCCGUUUCCCUAAAUAAUAAGGGUUUCAGAAACCGUGAAUUUUCAUUUUUUUUCUUUUUUAAGAGGUCCUAUGAUGGAAAAUAGUGUCUUAAAAAACAGUGAUUUUCUGUGUCAUAUCCUCGUAGCAGCAUUGUGGCAUUUCAUAACGCAAUUGCUACGAAUAAAUUGCGUUCUAUGUUUAAUUAUGUAAUAAUUUCUAAAUUUGAACAUGUAGAAUGCUUUUAUUAUUGAGCUAUUAAGCAAGUUAUAUGAAAAUGUCAUGUGCAUAUAUAUAUAUAUAUCAAUGAAAAAAUCUGUAUACAUAUGAAAAAAUAUUUACAAAUAUAUCCUUAUAUUUUUUAAUAUUUACGCGUUUCCCCCACGUUUCGUAUCCUAUUUUUUCUAGAAAUCACGUUUCUCGCGUUUCCCGUUUCCCGUUUCGCGUUUCCCGUUUCCCGCUUCCGUGCUACUUAGGAGCCAAAGAUUCAUUAUUUUUUGGCUUGAGAUUAUGAUGGAAUAAAGCAAAAUGGCUCACUAAACUGUCUUCGCUUCUUUGUUAUGGAGCAACAGUCGGUCCAUGCAAUCUUGGACGCGAUUUUCACUAUGGGUCAUCCGGAAACAGUCUCUCUGUGCUUUAGUACAGGGGUAAAACUGCGUACAUCCAACCCCCCUUACCCCACCGUAGGUGGGGGAGCCUUUGCGGCACUGGGGUAAAUGAAAAUGAAUGAAAAUGGGUUAUUAAAAUGAUUGUUGUCAUUGUUCUUGUGAUCAAAUAAACUACAAAACCAUUAGCUUUUAGUUGUAUUGAGGUUAUAAAUUGGGUGACCAGGGUUGUUCCAAGUUUUGAUCUCUUAGGUUACAAUGAGGAGUUCUUCACAAAAGAAUUACACCACAAUAUGUUGACAAAUUGUUACAACUGGAUUUGAAAAACACAUAAACAACACAAUCAAGAACUAUUUAUCAUUUUUAAGACAUUUGGAUAGAGCAAUUCUUGUAUGUCUUAACAGUGUUUUUUUGCUUAUUUAUGCUGGUAUCUUGAACAUUUCACAGUUUACUGCUAUUAACUGUUUUUGUUUACGUGAAAGGAUUAGUAUUUGAAAUCUGUUAGUAUUUAGGAUUACAAGGUCACACCAGGUGUGCUCUGCAGAAUGCUGCUUCCGUGGCCGGUGUGGUGCUUACCACCCAAGUCAUUGUUGUGGAGAAGCGAAGUCACCCUCAGUUGGAGCUCCUCAGGGGCUUACCGUCUAAUUAUGAAUAGAAUCAUUCAUCAUUUAUAGCAGCCGAGCAUGUCUCAUGUGGUAGGAAUUUUUGUCACUUUGUGGGAUUUCAUUCCAUUGGUACCAGUCCUUUAAAUAUGAGUAAAACGUAGUCAAAAGUCAUAAUUAAAUGCUCAAUUCAUAAUAAAUUCGAAUUUUUUUUAAAAAAAUCAUAGAAAAACAAUAAAAAAGUUAAUAAAAUAUUUAUAAAAUUAAAAAUUAAAAAUUCGUUUUAUGGUAUUUUAAAAAAAAUAAAAAAAAUAGUAAAACUCCAUUAAAAAUUUAAAAAAAUAUGGAUGUCUUUCCCAUUGCCUGUACUGCCUCCUUGCACCACCACCUCUGACCGGUGUAAAAAUGCCAUUUUUUAUGAAAAUGCCAAAAAAUGGCACAUUACUCUUUGAGAAUGCCAAAGUUUUCAUUGAAUCUUCCAUAAAUAUGGCAUUCGUAAUGCAUGUGGAAUUUUGUUUCCCCGAUGAUCGAAGAUGGUGGUGCUGGGGCGGCAGAGGCAGAGGUGAUUUUUUUGUAGCGUUUUUUAGUUUAAUUUUUUUUAAAUUAGAUACCUUUCACACCGCUUGUACUGCCUCCUGCACCACCACCUCUAGGGUUGGACUCGGGCUGGGCCAACCGGCUCGGAACCGGACCGGCCCGCUACUGUGUGGGCCCAGACUGGCCUGGUGAACCGGUUGGUUGGAUGGUUCGGGCCACCCGGCCCGGUGGGAUGGCGGUUCGGGCUUGGGCCCUUCAAAAGGUGAACCGGUCCGGCCAGUUCGGGCCCAGGUCGGC
Molecule: messenger RNA, 4971 nt
Organism: Cuscuta europaea
Lineage: Eukaryota; Viridiplantae; Streptophyta; Magnoliopsida; Solanales; Convolvulaceae
Source: the annotation of a GenBank genome assembly